ACCAGUUCAUUGCCCUGCUGAAUUCAAGACAGUCCACCAUCUCUGGAAGUGCAGUCAUCCGUGGUGUUUCAUCCACCCAGAAGACACCACUCAAUCCCACUUGGUCCCAUAGUAGUGACAGUGGGAACAUGAACUAUGCCCACCCAUCUACAAGUGUUGAUGCGCACAUGCCAACACAAGAGCAGAGGCUGCAGUGGGCCACUGCUCUUCAUCCGCAGGAGACUAGUGAUUUGACCCAUGUGGGCAUAAGAAGCUCACACACUAGAUCAUCUGCUGAGAGUGUGAAGUCUCUCAACAAUGUGAUGAACCUCAUGGCCAAAUCUGAUGACACAACUGCAUCGCUGAAGGAGGCUGGACACCUUAGAUUUGUGGGGAACUUCACUCUCCCUGCAGAGGUCCUUCAUGGUCAACAGUCAGCCCAGGUGCCUUGCAGUGUGUCCCAGGAAGGAGUAAAUUCUCCGAGGGUCAGCCAAACUCCGUCCACCUCUGUAGCUCCAGCUAGCCUCCUCACUGGGGCCCGUGGUCAAAUCCUUUCCUUCCCCAAGACAUCAACUGACUAUUACAAUAGAGUGAACUAUGUGAAAAUGAUGGCGUACCACCGUGACAUGGCCUCCUACUACAGGGAGCUCAAGCUCAAGGCUGAGCCCAUCCCAGCAAUGGAGGGGUCAUUGUGCACUACAGAGCUCCAGGGAAAGACAGGAAGCUUCCAUGACUGGAAUGAGCCUCCACAGAAGACGUGGUGGGAUGACGCCACAGAGGGCAUUGUUCUUCCAGAUGAUGCCGUUGAAAAACUUGAUGCCAUUCCAGGCAUCUGGGAUUUAGCCAUACAGAUGGGCUUCCUGACUGUCUGCGAGGCAGAUGACUGAAAAAUGUUUAGUCCAUUAAAAAGAUAAAGCUUAGUUUUGACACACUAUUUUUGUAUUAUAUUUAAA
Messenger RNA from Alosa alosa (allis shad), 932 nucleotides. RefSeq lists its product as uncharacterized. Bases 129 to 866 code for a protein of 245 amino acids. The transcript is spliced from 2 exons. Lineage: Eukaryota; Metazoa; Chordata; Actinopteri; Clupeiformes; Clupeidae. The record is from RefSeq and is a predicted model, not a curated record.